Amorphotheca resinae ATCC 22711 is the source of this 1617-nucleotide messenger RNA. RefSeq lists its product as hypothetical. NCBI's taxonomy places the organism in Eukaryota, Fungi, Ascomycota, Leotiomycetes, Helotiales, Amorphothecaceae. The record is from RefSeq and is a predicted model, not a curated record. The transcript has a single exon. The annotation marks the transcript as partial.
CUCCCGUCCAGCAGCAUCUCCUCGGUCUCUACGUCGACGACAGCUACCUCUCCCGCCCCCUCCCAAUCCUCCCAGCCGUCCCAAUCCUCUGCUGCAUCAUACUUCCAAAAGGCAUAUCGCGAGGCGCGCCACUUCGCAGGUGGUCUAAUUGAACACCCCACGGAGAGCACCAAGCACUUCACGAUCCUGCGCCACUCCCACGGCUUGGUCUUCUACCAAGGGACGAGUACCUCCAUUGCGAUAUCAAUCUUCGCAGAUGCGCCACUACCGCCUGACCGGACGCUAUGGCUGCAAAGCAAGGGCUGGACGGGGAAGACAGGAAUGCGCGUGAAAGCCCUGAUGGGACAAAAUGGUGAUUGGUUGAACGUCACACCUACAAUGGCUGUCGGAUCCCAGCAGUUGAAUCCGAGUGACGAGCGGGCAUGGCAAAGGGAUAUCAAGGCGUUUUACAAGAAAGCGCACUCCAAUGUACGAGAUCAUAAGUUGCGGGAGACUGCCGUGGUGCGUAUUCCGGCCGAGGCAGGGGAUGGGUAUUUCCAGAUUGUCCUCUGUGUAGGAAGCAAGAAGAAAGUGCUCUGUCCCAGCCCCGUCUUCCGCGUCUUCUCGACAUCCAGCGACCCCAGCUCCAUCCGAGGGGCAAGCCUGAGUACUCUACCGCUGGAGCUAGGGGCAAUGGUGCUGAGCACGGGGGUGCAAAACACGGUGGGGGCUUACAUCGCGCCCGUGACCGAGGUAGUGCAGACCUCGGUGGAGAAAUACAUGCCAUCUUGGUGGACUCAACAGGCGGCUAUUGCAGCUGUUGGUGUGAGUGGUGUCGGGGACAAGCUCAGCACGACGCUUGAAGACGCAAACAACGAAUAUGACCAGAAGGCCGGCAUGAGCCUCGCGGGGGCUAGCAGCGAGGGGCUCUCGCCUGAAGGGGGGCCACAACCACCGUACCCAAUCCGCUUCGGCGGCCGCAGCCAACCCAACCAGACAAGCAACGAGAUCACUCAAUCCCAUCUUCUCGCCUUCACCCUGUCCAACGUCGACGACGCCAUCAUCCAGAAGCUCUACGGCUACUACUUCGGCUGGGUCCGCGUCCUCGACAAGUUCUCCACGGACCCGAGCACCAAUCACUGGUACCAAUCCGUCAUCUCCUGCACCCUCAUCGACGCCUCCCAACUCACGCGCGUCAACCUCGCCCAAGCCAACAAACGCACCAUCACCCUCCGCCUGCUGCACGGGCUCUCCAGCCCUCCCCCCGAGCGCACCCCCAUCGACGUCCUCAUCAUGGGCUUCAUCCGGCCCGACGAGCCCGCGCAACGCGCCGGUCUCGCGCGCGGGCUCCAAGCCGGCGACCAAGCCGCCAUCGAAGCCGCCCACCUCUCGGAAUCCAACGACGUCGCACUCCUCCGCACCUUCCUGGACCAUCCCGCCUGGGCUCCCGAGCUCCCGCCGCCGCAGGCGGCGGAAGAGACGCGCAAGCUGGACAAGGCGAAGAUGGGAUAUGCGAACACGCGCUUGGCGGUGCAGAAGAAGAUUGACAAGGUGCCGCUGCAUAAGAUGGGCAUUAGGACGCAGAGCGAUCUGUCGAAGGAGAAGACGGUCGUAACGAGUGGGUUUUAUGUUGUGCGG